Messenger RNA from Toxotes jaculatrix (banded archerfish), 1172 nucleotides. Its product is annotated as carcinoembryonic antigen-related cell adhesion molecule 1-like. The record is from RefSeq and is a predicted model, not a curated record. Lineage: Eukaryota; Metazoa; Chordata; Actinopteri; Toxotidae. The transcript has 11 exons. Bases 185 to 1054 code for a protein of 289 amino acids.
ACUAUGGUUUCACUUUUGCACGUCUUCCAGUUGCCAUCGCCAGUUCACGGAUCUUUACGCAAACCUGUUUAACCUAUGGUGUUUUUUAAGCUCCUCAACAAGCUGACAUGUUUCUCUGGCAGCAGAAAAGAAGCAGAGUGGACUUCCCCUCGUUUCUGACGGUGUAACUGCCGGAGGAGUAACGAUGUGGCUGCCCGUGUCCCUGACGGUGUUGGCCGGGUGGCUCUGUGUUUUCGGGGCUUUUGUGUCCGCACAGUCCGAGAAUAUCGUCUACAAGAAGGAGGGUGAUGAAGUUGUCCUCAAACCUGGCUCCAUCUCUGUGCCUGUCCCCAUCACCAGCAUCAUCUGGAGAGAUGGUCCUAACAUUGCCUCUCAGUGGGACAAUUCUGACUCUGAGAUUACUAAUUAUCGUCAUUUCAAAGGCCGUGUGAGCCUGAACAUUUCCAGUGGAGAGAUGACAAUCAAAGGACUUACUCGAAGUGACACUGAAUUGUACACACCGGAAAUCAACAGCCUCAAGGCCGCUCCAACUCGUCUCAUUAUCAUCUCUCCAGUCCCUGUACCCACUGUCACUAAAGCCUGUGAUGAUGCGAACACCAGCUGUACUUUGACCUGUGAAGGAAACACCACAGCUGUUGAACUAGUCACCUACAUAUGGAAGUCAGAUGACAAAGAACUGACAGCUUCAUCUAAGGAGCACCAUGUUACAAAGGAGGACAGUUCAAGCAUAAAGGAGUUCAGCUGUGAGCUGAAAAAUCCAGUCAGCCUGGAGAGCAGCAAACCCAUCCCCAACCCUUUCAUCACGACUCCACCUGAAGGGGGUCUGAAAAUUAACGCAGGACUCACAGUCUUCAUCUGUCUGCUGACAGUCGUGGUGGUUGUGGCUCUUAUACACAGAUGGAAAGCAGGGAUGUGGUUCUUCCAAAAAGACUCCAUGCCAUGGGAAGCAGACUUCUGGAGGAAUCAUAAGAAGCCACGAACAAAUGUGCCUGAAACUAAUGGCACCACAGUUCCUCAGGAGCAGCAAGAAGACGAGGAAACACCAAUAGCAUAGACACCUGAACAACACCAACAAGUCAGGAGCUGUCUGUCAGGUGUAAAAGAAAUGAUCCUCACCUGUCUAAAAAAAUAAAAUAAAAAAAAUCUUCUGCUGGGACCUACCUAAAGUCACA